Molecule: messenger RNA, 408 nt
Organism: Phaeoacremonium minimum UCRPA7
Lineage: Eukaryota; Fungi; Ascomycota; Sordariomycetes; Togniniales; Togniniaceae
Product: putative 60s ribosomal protein l27 protein
Exons: 4
Coding region: 1-408 (135 amino acids)
Biological process (GO): translation
Cellular component (GO): cytosolic large ribosomal subunit; ribosome
Molecular function (GO): structural constituent of ribosome
Source: RefSeq, a predicted model, not a curated record
AUGAAGUUCCUCAAGGUCGGCCGAGUCGCCAUCGUCACCCGCGGUAGAUAUGCCGGCAAGAAGGUUGUGAUCAUCCAGCCCGUCGAUACCGGCAACAAGUCUCACCCGUACGGCCACGCCAUAGUCGCCGGCAUCGAGCGCUACCCGUCCAAGAUCACCCGCCGCAUGUCCAAGACGAGGCAGGAGAAGCGCAGCAAGGUCAAGCCCUUCAUCAAGGUCGUCAACUACAACCACUUGAUGCCCACCCGUUACACCCUAGAGCUCGAGGGCCUCAAGGGUGCCAUCUCAGCAGACACCUUCAAGGAGGUCAGCCAAAGAGAGGAGGCCAAGAAGACUGUCAAGAAGACCCUGGAGGAGCGCUACACGAGCGGCAAGAACCGGUGGUUUUUCACCCCUCUGAAAUUUUAA